UGAGCCCCACCUCCACAUGGAUCAACAGCUAACAAAUUGAUUGAUCACGAUACAUUCGUCCAACCACAGUCUAUGGUCCAACCGCAUCGCGGCUCUCAUGUCUUUUCUUUCUAACGGCUGUUCUGAUUGGGUGGAUCAAGUGUCAAUCAAAGAGUUAGCCACGUCCCCUUUCUGGACAUCAAGCUCAGAGAAAAAACUGCAACAGGGGCUAACUUAAACAUAGGGGGAAAAGUGAUACAAAUAGUUUUUACAUGAUCGGUUAUUUAUUUGCCUUUUUUAUUGUAAGUUUUAAAGAACACUUUUUUUUCUUGCGUUUCGACAACUUUCUUCUCUGUUUGGUGUGGCCGUGUGGGGAUGGAUGAGAUGCGGCCUAGCAGCGGAGCAGCAGCGCGCCUCGGCCUCGCCUCGCUCUUUCCCCCAGGAUUGCAGGCCAUUUAUGGGGAAUGCAGGCGCCUGUAUCCCGAUCAGGCCAACCCGCUGCAAGUCACAGCCAUUGUGAAGUACUGGUUAGGGGGUCCAGAUCCUCUGGACUACAUUAGUAUGUACAGAAACUUUGGAUGUCCUGGACAAGAUAUACCAGAACAUUGGCACUAUGUCAGCUUGGGUCUUAGUGACUUGUAUGGGGACAACAGAGUUCAUGAAUUCACAGGUCAAGAGGGCCCAAGUGGUUUUGGUUUUGAGCUCACAUUUCGCUUGAAGAGAGAAGCAGGAGAGACGGCACCCCCUACCUGGCCAGCUGAGCUCAUGCAAGGCUUGGCUCGAUACGUGUUUCAAUCAGAAAACACAUUCUGUAGCGGAGAUCACAUUUCGUGGCACAUGCGUGUGUUGAUUGCUCAUUCCAAGCAGGAACGAGUGGAUAAGGGCAUAGAGACGGACGGCUCUAACCUGAGCGGGGUCAGUGCCAAGUGCGCCUGGGAUGACUUGAGCCGACCUCCCGAGGAUGAGGACGACAGCAGGAGCAUUUGCAUUGGGUCACAGCCACGCAGGCUGUCAGACAAAGACACUGAACAGAUUAGAGAAGCCUUGAGGAAAGGACUGGAGAUUAACAGCAAGUCUGUCCUGCCUCCCAUCAGCAGUCAGAGGCACAGUCACGACUGGCCACAAGGUCGUCUGCUUCAUGGCCGACAUUUCACUUAUAAAAGCAUUAAUGGAGACACGGCAAUCACCUUCGUAUCCACUGGGGUAGAAGGGGCCUUUGCCACAGAUGAGCAUCCGUAUGCUGCGCAUGGACCAUGGCUACAGAUACUACUUACUGAGGAGUUUGUAGAGCAGAUGCUAGCCGACAUUCAGGAUUUGAGCACACGUGAAGUGUCUAAGCUGCCGAAGGAGUACAGCUGGCCCGAUAAGAAGCUAAAGAUCUCUGUCCUGCCAGACACCGUGUUUGACAGCCCACUGCAGUAAGACUGGGAGCUCACUGUCCCUAAUUACAAACCCACAACUACAGAAAAGCUCAACUCUUUUGCCUGGCUCAUGUGCCUAGAGAGACCGCUGAAGGAAAGAGACGUUCAGACACUUCCCCUUUUCCCAGAGAGCAUCGUAGAUAAUUGCACAUGGCAUAGAACAUUUUUUAAAUAUACAACAUUUUGAAUUGUCAGUUAUACCACUUGUCUUUGCAUUGGUCUACCUAUUCACUCUUAAAGGGUUAGUUCAGCCAAAAAUGACAAUUUUGUCAUUAAUUACUCACCCUCAUGUC
This is a messenger RNA of Sinocyclocheilus grahami, 1693 nucleotides long. Its product is annotated as suppressor of fused homolog. The coding region runs from base 355 to 1401 and encodes 348 amino acids. The transcript is spliced from 9 exons. The record is from RefSeq and is a predicted model, not a curated record. Gene Ontology annotation, cellular component: cytoplasm; nucleus. NCBI's taxonomy places the organism in Eukaryota, Metazoa, Chordata, Actinopteri, Cypriniformes, Cyprinidae. Gene Ontology annotation, molecular function: transcription factor binding.